CUUGAACUUUACUUUCCUCUAAUCCUUUGACACAUCGCCGGGUCGCAAAGCAGCUGAGACGCCUUUGCCGAAGCCUCUUGCUGCCUCCGCCUCGCUCAUUGCUCAUCCUACGUGCAUAGCGUAACCUCCUCUAGCUCGCGCGUCACUACUGUUCCAUCGUCUUGCUCUGGAUGCAAGAAUGGCGGCGAGCACCACCACGCCGACGAUGCCGGCGACGGUCACGCCGCUGCCUGGCUACGGCUACCAGGGCUCCGCCGCGGGUGCAGGCGCGGGCGUGGCGACCGUGCCUGCAGCACACAGCUCGGGGUCCAUCGGCACGUUCUUCGCCGUGCUCACGGCGGUCCUGGUGCUCACCUUACUGUCCUGCGUCUUCGGCCGGGUGUGCGCGGGCCAGGCCGAGGGGCCCGAAGAGCGGUACGACUGCGCGAGGCUGGCCCGCCGGUGGCGCGCUCCUCGCCGGACGGACAGGCGGGAGGCGAAGCCGCCGCCCGUGGGGGAGGUGCCCGCUGCAUUGCCACUGCCUGAGGAGCCGUGAAGAAGCCGCUGCCGCCGAGGUUCAGGACCGUUUUCUCUCUUCUCUCCAGAACUCCGAUUAGUUG
Molecule: messenger RNA, 599 nt
Organism: Phragmites australis (common reed)
Lineage: Eukaryota; Viridiplantae; Streptophyta; Magnoliopsida; Poales; Poaceae
Exons: 1
Coding region: 179-535 (118 amino acids)
Source: RefSeq, a predicted model, not a curated record